UCUUUAAAUCCAUGCACCAGUCGGAAUCGGAAGUUACAUUGUUUGGGUUGCUUGGAGAAAAAGACACGAGAAAACAGAAAGAAUAUAAGGUAGAGAGAGAAAGAGAGCGGACUGCCUUAUCCUGGUGAAAGCAAAGUUAGAAAGAUGGAGUCUGUUUACAUUAAACAGGAGGAGGUUCAGGAAUUGGUACCUGUCUGCAUUAAACAGGAGAUGACUGAACUGGAGCCUGUCCACAUUAAAGAAGAGACUGAACUGGAGCCUGUCCACAUCAAAGAAGAGACUGAACUGGUGCCUGUCCACAUUAAAGAAGAGACUGAACUGGAGCCUGUCCACAUCAAAGAAGAGACUGAACUGGAGCCUGUCCACAUCAAAGAAGAGACUGAACUGGAGCCUGUCCACAUUAAAGAAGAGACUGAACUGGAGCCUGUCCACAUCAAAGAAGAGACUGAACUGGAGCCUGUCCACAUCAAAGAAGAGACUGAACUGGAGCCUGUCCACAUUAAAGAGGAAGAGACUGAACUGGAGCCUGUCCACAUGAAAGAGGAAGAGACUGAAUUGCAGCCUGUCCACAUUGAACAGUCUGUUGAUUUGUUGUGUAAGGAUUCAGAAAACAUAUCCCGGCCAAAGAUAUCACAUCAUUGUUCUGAAUGUUGGAAGAGCUUCAGUCGAUUAGGAAACCUAAAAACACACCAGCGAAUUCACACUGGAGAGGCGCUGCAUCACUGUCCUAAAUAUGGGGAGAGUUUCAGUCAGUUAGGAAACCUAAAAACACAGCAGCGAAUUCACACUGGAGAGAAGCCGUAUCACUGUUCUGAAUGUGGGAAGAGCUUCAUUCAGUUAGGAAACCUAAAAAGACACCAGCGAACUCACACUGGAGAGAAGCCAUAUCACUGCUCUGAAUGUGGAAAGAACUUUAGUUGCUUAAAAAGCCUACAACUACACCAACGAAUUCACACUGGAGAGAAGCCAUAUUACUGUAAUGAAUGUGGGAAAAGCUUCACUGAAUCAGGACAACUAAAAACACACCAACGAAUUCACACUGGAGAGAAGCCGUAUCACUGUACUGAAUGUGGGAAAAGCUUCACUGAAUCAGGAACCCUAAAAACACACCAACGAAUUCACACUGGAGAGAAGCCAUAUCGCUGUACCGAAUGUGGGAAGAGCUUCAGACAGUCAAGCACCCUAAAACGACACCUGCAAAUUCACACUGAAGCCAGCCUCCCUCCCUCCCAGUCCCUCACCUCUCCACCCUACAUGUUUGAGUGUGUGGAGAGCUGACUAAUUCAUUCUCUCUCUCUCUCAUCCUGCAGUAAAUGAAGGGGGUCCCCAGGAGUGAGAGCCAGCCUGAAUCCAGAGACACAGAGAAGGGGAUUGUGUCAAACUGAAGAGACAGAUCCAUUCUUUCAGAGUGAACUGGAGAGCCCUGGGAUUCAGCUCCACUCCUGCCCCUGAAUUGGAAAUGAAUCUCACUCAUCAUGCUGUGAGGAUUUAUGACAGUUACAGGGUCAUUCUACUUAGAAGGGAGACAUUGGAAAUAUAUACCAAGCUUUUUCUCUGAACACUAUAUAUGUUUGAUGCAACACAUUAAGCUGCCAGUAGCAUUAUUAUUAUUAUUAUUAUUAUUAUUUAUUUCUUAGCAGACGCCCUUAUCCAGGGCGACUUACAAUCGUAAGCAAAUACAUUUCAAGUGUUACAAUACAAGUAAUACAAUAAGAGCAAGAAAUACAAUAACUUUUGUACUAGCCUACAGACUAAUUCACACCUAAAGUAGCAUAUAUAAAGCUCUAUAUAUCAUUAAUUUUUCUUUUGUAUCUUGACUUUUCGUAGUUUUUUUGUGACUUUGUAGACCUAGCCGUGAUGUAUUAAAGUAAUUUUCAUUCCUGUAA
Molecule: messenger RNA, 1886 nt
Organism: Acipenser ruthenus (sterlet)
Lineage: Eukaryota; Metazoa; Chordata; Actinopteri; Acipenseriformes; Acipenseridae
Product: zinc finger protein 239-like
Exons: 2
Coding region: 145-1278 (377 amino acids)
Biological process (GO): regulation of transcription by RNA polymerase II
Cellular component (GO): nucleus
Molecular function (GO): DNA-binding transcription factor activity, RNA polymerase II-specific; RNA polymerase II transcription regulatory region sequence-specific DNA binding
Source: RefSeq, a predicted model, not a curated record